UUUCCCACUUUUUUCCCGCAUGUUACGAUCUUACGCCACUCAUUGGUCGCAUAUUAUAACCAUAUMAAGUAUCGGAGAUUGGACGAUUGGAGAACCUAAAACAGGGAAAAGCAUAAACAAGAUUCAGAUACUGAAAUACAACAAAUACGUAUUGUUGUUGAAUAACAUUCUAUUAAGUUGAUAUACCUUUGAUUUGCCAUGGCGUACAGCCACUCGCUUGAUACUAGAAAUCUUUAAGAAUCAAAGCUCAAAGUUCACGUGAUACGCAAUCAUAUAAUAGGCCUAUGUACGUAAUACACUGCGAAACGUUAGAGUGACUACAUGCGAGGAAGGUGUGGCAUCGAACGUUAAAAUGUUUACUUAUAAAAAUCAUAAAAUUGAACAAUCACAAACUCCAUCAAAUAGAAAACGUAAAUUAUUUUCUAUCGACGAUUUGGAUGAAAAUAUCUCUCCAUCUAAAGUGUAUGAUCUUGAACAUGCUUUUCCUGAAACAUCUUUUAAAAUGAAUUCAACUAAAUUAAGUCCUACUCUAAAUGAAAAAUUUGAAAGUCUUAUUUCGAAAUCAAAGAAUGACCAUUUAUGUUUAUCAUCAAUUGCCACUAUGGAUUCUUCAAAUUCUCAACCAAUUGAACAAAAUACCAUUACACCGUUAAAAUCAAAACAUGUUGGAGGAGAUGAAAAUAUUUUAAAGGAAAACUUAAGUUUAAAUGAAAUCCAGAAUAACAAGGCUGAAUAUGAAGUAAAAGCUUCAUGUUCUUAUGAUUAUAAAAAGAUGUCACACGAAGAUUUUUGUGUUGAUCGAGUUACCCGCUCACAUUAUAAUCCAAAAGUAAAAACAGAACCAUUCAAAGAUAGUAAGACAACGAGUAAAAAAAGACCUAGAUCUAUCAGCCGAGAAAAAAAAACUAAAAUAAAUUUGUUUCCUGAUGUUAAAUCGUCAUUGAAGAAGGAGUCUACAGAUAUAAAAUUAUGUAAAAAAGARGAGAAAAGUAAUUCAACUAAAAAGAAUGUUGCUAAAAAAACCAAAACUCCUAAACAAUCUUCUUUGAAAAAAAAUACUUGGACAGAAUACAUGAAUCAAAACAAACCUAAACGCAUUCUAUUGGAACAAKACAGUAACAGAAAAUUUUUUAAGUCCAAAGUGAUUCAUAAUGAUACACCAAAUAAGAAAAAAGAAAAUGACUUUAACUUUAAAGUUAUAAAUUGGAAUGAUGAAAAUAGAAAUGGUUCUAGAGUUGAAGUCAAGGAGUCAAAUUUAAAUAAAAUAMUCAAUGACAGCAAAAUGGAUGAAAAUGGACAACAUAUAAAUAAGUCAAUAGAAUUAUUGGAUGAUAGCCAUCUAACAGAUUUAUAUAGUCCAUUACAGACUCCUGCAUUUAAAACAAAUCAUGAAGAUCCAAAAUGUAUGAAUGAAGAUGUCCAAAUUCAUAGCUCUAUUGUAAGAUCAGUUUCAAUUAAAGAUGUGUAUGGUUUUAAUGAGAACUAUAAUGAAAAUAAAUGUCCUUCUGCUUAUUCUUCACCAGCUGCUUAUCUAAAAGAAGCAUCAAAUUCUUCAAUUGUUUCCAAUAGUACGUUCAUAGACAAACCAUCUGAUACUUCAAUUGAUAAAACCAUAUCAGAAUUUUCUGUUGAUGCUUCAGUUCUUGUAAAUGAAUCUUCACAAACUAACUUGUUCCCAAUUUUCAUAAAUGAAACUCCUCCACGUAGUCACAUUAUUCGUUCUAGUGAAAAAAAGAGUUCAGUGAGAAAAGGAAGAAAAAUUAUUGAUAAUACUCAAUACCAGAUUUAUGCAGGACAAAAGAAAUUUGGUGGUUUUCUGUGUAAAGAAUGUGGUCUUUAUUAUUCAAGAGGAGAACCAGAAGAUGAAGCAGAACAUGACAACUAUCAUAAAGCMAAGGAUAUUUUUAAGUAUAAGAGCUCAAAAAAUGAAAAAGUAAUUUUUAAAGAUAUUGAUGAACGCAUAGUUGUUAUAUCUGGAUCGGAUUCUAAAAUAUUAUGUUCAAAAGCUUUAGAAGUUAUGUUAUAUGUUGAUAAAGAACUUGGCUGUUAUACACAACAUUCUGUUUUACCCACAACUAAAAAAGUUCAUUUGUAUAUAAAAAAAAGACAAGUAAUUGGAUGCCUAGUAAUAGAUCUCAUAUCGCAAGCUAACCGUAAUAUAGAGACUGAAACAGAAGAUGUGGUUGUUGUAUCUGAAGAAUCUUAUCCUGUGAAAGCAGGUGUCAACAGUAUAUGGACGAAAUUGGAUUGCCGUAAUACUGGAAUUGCAACCAAACUGCUUGACUAUUUCCGUAAGAACUAUGCAUUUGGUCAUAUAUUGGCAAUUGAUGAAAUAGCAUUCACAGUGCCUACACGCUCCGGCAAACAAUUUAUUAAAAAGUAUACUAACAGAAACGAUUUUUUGGUUUAUACUGGAUGGUAAUUAUUGCAGUUUGUCAUUCUUCAGAUAAUAUAAAUUUUUUGAUUAUUAUAGUAUUAUGUAGUAUUUCUUAGCAGAGUUAAAUAAGAUCAAUAUAAGUACUAUUGAAAAGUAAUUUAUUUUUGUUAUACAUGAGU
Messenger RNA from Diuraphis noxia (Russian wheat aphid), 2556 nucleotides. RefSeq lists its product as uncharacterized. Gene Ontology annotation, molecular function: protein-lysine-acetyltransferase activity. The record is from RefSeq and is a predicted model, not a curated record. Gene Ontology annotation, biological process: mitotic sister chromatid cohesion. Gene Ontology annotation, cellular component: nucleus; chromatin. NCBI's taxonomy places the organism in Eukaryota, Metazoa, Arthropoda, Insecta, Hemiptera, Aphididae.